AAAUUCUUUAAUGAUUUAAUAAUGGAAACGAAGAGACAAGAAAAUCUAAUUAAAUGCAGAAGCCUAAAUUGCGAGAAUGACAUUAAGUUCUACUGUGAACACUGAAAUACAAAGAUUUGUCGAGAUUGUCGUAUUGAUUUUCAUAGCACCUGAAAUCCCAAAAUGAUCGACACUAAAACAGACGGACUUGAGAAGAAAGUGAAGGAGUUGGGUGAAGUGAUCACCCGCAUCAAAAUUAUUUCUGAAAUAUAUGAAGAUUCUUGCUCUAUUGAAGGAUUUGAUCAAGUCUUCAAUGACCUCAUCCAAAAUAUUUAUUGUAAUUACAUCACUGCUGUGAAGGAGGCUAUUGAAAAUGGAAAAUAUGAAACGUUUGAAACACUUAUCGAUGAAUGUAGCAGAUUGGAAAAAGAUAUUAUUAGCGGAGACUUUGGAAGAGAUGAAAAGGGUUAUAACCCAAUCCAAAUGUUGAUGCACAAUUAUUGUAUCAACCCGAAGUCGCCUUUCGAUGUGAAAGUUCACAAUGCUUUGGAGCAUAUAUCUCCAUUUUCAGGAGUUCCUUUGUAUUCUCAGAAAUUUAAAGACAUUUUUAAAGAAGUCUUUGAGAAAUACAUGGAGAAUAAAGAAAUCCGUGAUAAAAAAGAAAAGGAGAAAAAGAUGAGAUCUAAGAUAGAGGAAGAAAUAUCUCAAAAAUAUCAGAACCAAUUGAAAGAACAGGAAGAAAAAAUCGCUUCACUGACUCUGCAGUUAGCCAAAGCUCAAACAAACAGACCUCAGGCUCAGUAUCUGCCAGCCAACCCUCAGGCCACUUCUUUCCCACCAAGUAGACUUCAAAAGAGAGCUUUGCCAUGCCCCCCAAAAGUUAGAACAGCCCGUCAGGUUCCAUCUUAUCAUAUCCCUUUUGAUUCUCCUUCAGCGGAGUCAUCUUUUGAUUCUGAUUCGAUGCUCUCUAACUCUUACAACGCAAUGGAUUCAUUCUCUUGUCAUGAGAUGUACUCUGAAAUCCCUUGAUUGGAGUUUUCGUCAGAGCCUUCAUUCGUGCUCGAGCUAGAUUCAAAUGAACAAUUUGAAGGCGAUGAUGUUGGACAAAUACUGGCAUCACAGACAGCACUCCUAGGAAUCAAAGCUGUGAGAGUAUCCAAUAUUAGCAAUGAUAUGGAUAAGGUCAACGACUUUCUGCAACACUCCAUUCUCCAACAAAUACCCUCUUUGAGUCUGUCUUGUCCCGAAGGCGAUUUGUUUGGAUAUGCAUGCGGCAUCCUCGAUGGAUUGAUGUGCAGUAUUGGGAAAGUUAGUAGAGAUCUUUCUUUCAACAACAUAAUUUUUACAAGAGAGCAGCUUUCUGCAGUGGUCAUAAGAGCUAGACAUGUCGAGAAGAUCUCUUUUCAUAACUGUGACUGGAAUAUUGGCCAAGAUGAGGGAGAACUUCAAGACUUCGAUUUUAAACUAAGCGAAGGAAAAUACAAGAUCAAUACUCUUAGCAUGAGUUAUAAGAAUAAGACUCAAAGAAAUUAUGAACAUGCAGAGUCCAUAGUUGGUUAUGGAAAUAUGAUUUAUGCAAUCAGUGAAUCAGGUCUUAGAGAGUCACUCAAGCACCUCAACAUUUUGGAUGGGUUGUUUGGACUAAAAGAUGAAAUCAUCCAACAGCUCUCAAGCUCUGGAUUGUCUCACAUCAUAUUAGGUUCAUAAUAUUUUGAUCCUUA
Molecule: messenger RNA, 1700 nt
Organism: Moneuplotes crassus
Lineage: Eukaryota; Ciliophora; Spirotrichea; Euplotida; Euplotidae
Source: the annotation of a GenBank genome assembly